AUGGCUUCUCUGCUUCACUAUACAUUUCUUCCUCGCAGUCACCAUCACGUUUCCCUGUCUAAACCCACCUCAAGUUCCCGGAAUUUCGCUGGGAAAUUCUCGAGAACUAAGAAAAUUCGCCAUUUUUCUUCGUCUGAGAGCCGGAGGAGACUUAAUUUGGAGAAAGGAUAUUUUAUCUGCCAGUCAUCAUCUGGCGUCACAUUCAUUGAGCCUCCCGAGUCUUCAAAAUCGAAAGAUGAUUAUAUUGGGUCCCUCAAGAUCAAAUUAUUGGUAUUCCAAAGGAUUGAUAUUUUUAGCAAAGACUUUGAUAACAUAGUGGAGCUUGAAUUGGGGGCUCCAUGGCCUUUUCCCCCGCUAGAAGUCACUGCCACCUUAGCCCACAAAUUCGAAGUUAUAGGUACAAAGGGGGUCAAGAUAACAUUUGAGAAGACAACCGUGAAGACUAAGGGGAACUUAUCUCAGCUGCCCCCAUUAGAUGUUCCCCGUUUACCGGAAGCCCUAAGGCCGCCGUCUAAUACGGGAUUUGGUGAGUUUGAGGUUACGUAUUUGGAUUCUAAUACGCGUAUCACUCGAGGGGACAGAGGAGAAUUGAGGGUUUUUGUUAUUGCUUGA
Molecule: messenger RNA, 612 nt
Organism: Striga asiatica
Lineage: Eukaryota; Viridiplantae; Streptophyta; Magnoliopsida; Lamiales; Orobanchaceae
Source: the annotation of a GenBank genome assembly